AGGGAGAUAAGCUAAGCACAAGUAGCUAGCUAGCAGCUGCUAGGAGUAGGAGAAACAUCAAUCAACAUAGCAUUAAUGGAUGACGAAGCCAUGAGAGACAGAGGGGAGGAUGCAGAGAAGGGCGAGAGGGAGAGGAAGACCGAGGGGGCUAGGAAGGUGCCCUUCUUCAGCAUGUUCAGGUACGCCAGCCGUGCCGACAUGGCGCUGAUGGCCGUCGGCACUGUGGCGGCCAUGGUUAACGGCAUGGGCGACCCGCUCAUGACCGUCGUCUUCGCCGCGGUCAUCGAGUGUUUCGGCGCCGGCGACAACGUCCUCCAGCGGGUCAGCAAGGUUGUUAUGUACUACAUCUAUUUGGGAAUUGGGACAGCGGUAGCUUCAUUUCUCCAGGUGUCAUGCUGGACAAUGACUGGAGAAAGGCAGUCAAUACGCAUCCGAUCUCUAUACCUUGAAGCUGUUCUAAAACAGGAUGUUUCAUUCUUUGAUGUGGAGAUGACAACUGGGGAAGCAAUUUCCAGAAUGUCUGCGGACACUGUACUGGUCCAAGAUGCCCUUGGAGAGAAGGUAGGCAAGUAUGCACAGCUUUUGACAACCUUUGUUGGAUGUUUUAUCAUCGGAUUCGUAAGAGGCUGGAUGUUAGCUCUUGUUAUGCUCGCAUGCAUACCUCCAAAUAUUCUGUCUUUUGCAAUCAUGUCUCGGUUACGUGCUCAAAUAUCAGCCAGGAGGCAGGCAUCGUACACUGAUGCGGGCAAUGUCGUCGAACAGACCAUUGGAGCUAUAAGAACGGUUAUCUCCUUCAAUGGUGAGAAGAAAGCAAUCGCAUUGUACAACACUCUUACAAAAAGGGCAUAUAAGGCUACGGUCUUGGAAGGGAUUGCCACUGGUCUAGGAACAGGCGGUAUCUUUUCUGUUUUCUUCUGCGGUUACUCUCUAGCCUUUUGGUAUGGUGCUAAGUUAAUCAUCAACAAAGGUUAUACUGGAGGGCAAGUCGUCAAUGUCGUAUUUGCAAUGUUAACUGGUUCAAUGGCUAUAGGUACCGCAUCACCCUCAAUUUCUGCUAUUGCAGAAGGGCAAUCUGCAGCAUAUAGGUUGUUUGAGAUAAUGAACAAAGAACCAAAGAUUGACAUCACCGACACUUCUGGAAUAGUAUUGGACGGUAUCAGGGGCGAUGUUGAACUCAACAAUGUGUUCUUUAGAUAUCCUGCAAGGCCUGAGCAGUUGAUACUUAAUGGGUUGUCUCUACAUGUACCUAGUGGUACUACAAUGGCUAUAGUUGGAGAGAGUGGAAGUGGUAAAUCAACAAUAAUUAGUUUGGUGGAGAGAUUCUACGACCCACAAGCUGGCGAUGUGCUGAUAGAUGGAAUCAACAUCAAGAGUAUGAAACUCCAGUGGAUAAGAGGAAUGAUCAGUCUUGUUAGCCAAGAACCAUUGCUUUUUAUGACCUCCAUCAAAGACAACAUAACCUAUGGUAAAGAGGAUGCUACGCUUGAAGAGAUCAAGAGAGCAGCUGAGCUUGCAAAUGCAACAAAUUUCAUCGAAAAGUUGCCUAAUGCGUAUGAGACAAUGGUUGGUCAGAAUGGUGCUCAACUUUCUGGAGGGCAGAAACAAAGGAUUGCCAUUGCAAGAGCGAUCCUUAAAAAUCCAAGAGUCCUUCUGCUGGAUGAAGCUACUAGUGCUUUGGAUGUGGAGUCUGAGCGAGUAGUUCAAGAAGCGUUAAAUCGGAUCAUGGUAGGGAUAACUACACUCAUUGUUGCUCAUCGGCUGAGUACAGUCAGAAAUGCAGAUUGCAUAGCAGUGGUUCAUCAAGGAAAGGUAGCUGAACGAGGUAAGGGAUACUUCCACAUCCAAUAUAUGGUUUUCUUCUUCUUGGAACCUAGUCAAUUCUUUUCCUUCACAAAUUUAUUUCAUGCAGGUGUCCAUGAUGACCUGAUAAAGGAUCCUGAUGGAGCUUACUCUCAUCUUAUUCGGCUACAACAAGCCCAUACUGAAGAAACACCUGAGAUGCCAUAUGUGGCAAGUUCAAGAUUCAAAAGUACAAGUAUAUCUUUGGAACAAUCUAUCAGGGAUUCUCCCAGGAAUAGAAGACAACACUCCAGUAAAUCCCUUGGACUGUCUAGAUCGGAUGAUUUGUUCAGGCAUGUUGCUAGCAGAGAGGAACACCUAGAAAUUGGUGAUAGUGAGGCUCCAAAGAAAGCACCAAUUGGACGCCUGUUUAAUCUUAGCAGGCCAGAAGCACCAAUUCUCCUGUUAGCUAUCAUAGCUGCCACUCUGCAUGGACUUCUUUUCCCAUCAUUCAGUAUUAUGAUGUCUGGUGGUAUAAGAACAUUCUACUAUCCAGCACACCAACUUCGAAAAGAUUCAACAUUUUGGGCAUUGAUGUGCCUUCUGAUGGCAAUCAUUUCCCUGGUUUCAAUCCAAUUGGAAUUUUACUUAUUUGGAGUAGCCGGUGGGAAACUUAUAGAACGUGUGCGUGCUUUGUCUUUCCAAAGCAUCAUUCAUCAAGAGGUUGCUUGGUUUGAUGAUCCUUCGAAUUCCAGUGGCGCACUUGGUGCAAGGUUGUUUAUUGAUGCUUUGAACAUCCGACGCCUUGUAGGAGAUAACUUGGCCGUACUAGUGCAGUGCACAGUAACACUUAUUUGUGGCUUUGGCAUAGCAUUUGCUUCAGACUGGAAGCUUACACUGAGUAUCAUAGGUGUCAUUCCUUUUCUGGGUUUGCAGAAUUAUAUCCAAUUGAGGUUUCUGAAAGGGUUCGGUGAAGAUGCUAAGGUGAUGUAUGAAGAUGCAAGUCAAGUUGUGGCUGAAGCAAUUGGUAGUAUUCGAACUGUAGCAUCUUUUGGUGCAGAGAAGAGAGUGAUUACCCUAUACAGCCAAAAAUGCCAGGCUUCAAUGAAACAGGGAAUUAGAAGUGGAAUGGUCGGAGGUGUUGGUUUCAGUUUCUCAAAUUUAAUGUUGUAUCUCACAUAUGCUCUUUGUUUCUAUGUUGGUGCACAGUUUGUACAUGACGGCAAAUCAACCUUUCAAAAUGUUUUCAGAGUUUACUUUGCCUUGGUUUUCACCGCUUUUGGAAUUUCCCAAACAAGUGACAUGGCAUCAGACUCAACGAAAGGUCGAGAAUCUGCGACAUCCAUACUAUCAUUCAUAGACAGGAAGCCCAAAAUUGACUCAACCAGUGAUGAAGGUAUAAAGCUAGAAAAAGUUGAUGGCACCAUAGAGUUCAACCAUGUAAGGUUCAAGUACCCAUCCCGACCAGAUGUCCAAAUAUUCAGCGACUUCACUUUGCGUAUUGCUUCCGGAAAGACUACUGCACUUGUCGGAGAGAGUGGAAGUGGCAAGUCCACAGUAAUUGCUUUGCUGGAGCGAUUCUAUGAUCCGGACUCUGGCACAAUCUCACUAGACGGAACAGAACUUAGAAAGUUAACACUGAGUUGGUUAAGAGACCAAAUGGGACUAGUAAGCCAAGAACCAAUACUCUUCAAUGACACAAUUCGUGCCAACAUAGCAUAUGGAAAGCGAGGAGAAGCAACUGAAGAAGAGAUAAUCACCAUGGCCAAGGCAGCCAACGCUCAUGAGUUCAUAUCGGGCUUGCCACAGGGAUACAACACUAACGUUGGUGAGAGAGGAACACAACUAUCUGGUGGGCAAAAGCAACGGGUAGCUAUUGCCAGGGCGAUCUUGAAGGACCCCAGAAUACUUCUGCUCGACGAAGCAACAAGCGCCCUGGACGCUGAAUCAGAGCAUAUUGUUCAAGAUACACUGGACCAAGUGAUGGUCAGCAGGACCACCAUUGUCGUAGCACACCGCCUGUCGACGAUCAAAGGAGCAGAUAUGAUCGCAGUUAUCAAAGAUGGUUCAGUUGCCGAGAAGGGGAAGCAUGAAUCUCUCAUGGGCAUCAAGGGUGGAGUCUACGCAUCACUGGUCGAACUACACUCGAAGGCGGCAUAAGGGGAUGUGCAGAUAUUUAUUGUUCCUUUCUUGUUUUCCGAACUAUGAGAUGCAAAAUGCAUGUGUCAGUUUGUAUUACAAUUCGUGCAAUGUAAAUUGCACAUAAAUUUCAAGGGCAUUCUCCUAAAUUCUAGUUUUAUUUUAGGCCUAUGA
This is a messenger RNA of Triticum aestivum (bread wheat), 4092 nucleotides long. RefSeq names its product ABC transporter B family member 4. Lineage: Eukaryota; Viridiplantae; Streptophyta; Magnoliopsida; Poales; Poaceae. The coding region runs from base 76 to 3939 and encodes 1287 amino acids. The transcript is spliced from 11 exons. Gene Ontology annotation, cellular component: mitochondrial inner membrane. Gene Ontology annotation, molecular function: ATP binding; ATP hydrolysis activity; ABC-type oligopeptide transporter activity. Gene Ontology annotation, biological process: oligopeptide export from mitochondrion. The record is from RefSeq and is a predicted model, not a curated record.